Molecule: messenger RNA, 921 nt
Organism: Danio rerio (zebrafish)
Lineage: Eukaryota; Metazoa; Chordata; Actinopteri; Cypriniformes; Danionidae
Source: RefSeq, a predicted model, not a curated record
AUGAGGGAUCCUCCUGUACAAAAUACAUCAUUCACAGACUUUAAAUUAAAUGGUUUCUACAGCCUAGGAGAUUUGAGGCCUUUUUUAUUCAUCCCUUUCUUUCUCAUGUUUUCGUUGGCAAUCACAGCAAAUUCCCUUCUCAUUUAUUUAAUCAUAAGCCAGAGAUCACUGCAUUCUCCAAUGUACAUACUAAUAGGUUUAAUGGGCGUUGUAGAUUUGCUCUUGCCAGUCUUUUUUGUUCCUAACAUGCUUCUUAACUUUUUAUUCAACUGGAGUGGGAUAUCUCUAACUGCUUGUUUGAUACAAAUGUUUUGCCUUCAUUUUGUUGGAACAUUUCAAACCACUUUGCUUUUAUGUAUGGCACUGGACCGCUACUUUGCAAUAUGCAAACCUCUUUAUUAUCAUAAAUACAAGGAGAUCUCAAACUUUCUAAAGUUUGUGUUUGCACCUGUAAUCAGAAAUGCUUUACUAAUUGUAAUCAUUGUCUCUCUGGCAGGAAGACUGUCAUUUUGUGCAACAAAUGUGAUCGAUCACUGUUUCUGUGAACACAUGGCACUGGUUCAGUUGGCAUGUGGAGAUAUAUCCAUUAACAACAUUGUAGGAUUACUGACUGUGUUCUUUGUACCCGCUACAGAUUUUAUUCUCAUCACUGCUUCCUAUGUCGUGAUUUUUACUUCUGUAUUCAAAUCUGGCGAGACUCGCAUGAAAGCCUUACACACCUGUAUUACUCAUUUAAUUGUCCUGUCAGUUGCUCUUACUUCUGCCAUGAUUGCAUUCUUGUCUUACAGAAUAAGAAAUGACAUUUCAUCCAACAAUCGCAUAGUUAUCAGUGUCAUGUAUUUAUGCUUCCCAAGUUGUUUUAACCCAAUAAUCUAUGGAUGGAGGACAAAAGAAAUACGGCAGAUGUUUCUUAAGUUAUAA